This is a messenger RNA of Aspergillus mulundensis, 966 nucleotides long. RefSeq lists its product as uncharacterized. The record is from RefSeq and is a predicted model, not a curated record. Gene Ontology annotation, biological process: protein phosphorylation; regulation of mRNA processing; spliceosomal complex assembly. Bases 1 to 966 code for a protein of 321 amino acids. The transcript is spliced from 4 exons. NCBI's taxonomy places the organism in Eukaryota, Fungi, Ascomycota, Eurotiomycetes, Eurotiales, Aspergillaceae. Gene Ontology annotation, molecular function: protein kinase activity; ATP binding.
AUGAAAGUCUCUCCAAAAUACGACUCCAAAAGGUUUUACCCGGUUCGAGCUGGGGAGGUACUCGCCAAUCGCUAUCAAGUCCUUGUGAAGAUUGGGUGGGGGGGUUCCUCUUCAGUAUGGCUCGCUCGUGACAUGCAUGGAUACUGCUGGGAACUGGAAACAAUUGCGACAUUGAAAAUAGGAAAUACCACUUCGCGCACUGCCGAUAAUAAACGCAACAUUGAAGAACGCAUUGCUAAGACGGACCCGUCCCAUCGGGGCCGCUCACUCUUCAGGACAUCGACAGAUUAUUUUUGCAUUGCUGGUCUGUUUGGGUCUCAUCUUUGUCUGGUCUAUGCGCCCUUGAGGGAGCCAAUCUGGCUUUACCAGAGACGUUUCAAAGAGAGGAUGAUUCCGCUUCCAAUCGUUAAGACAUAUAUCCGUGUCCGACUUACAGGCCUCGAUUACUUCCAUACGAACUGCAAGGUUGUGCAUACGGAUCUAAAGCCUGAGAAUAUAAUGGUCGGUUUCGAAGACCCUGCUGUUCUCGGUGAAUUCCUCAACUCCACGAUUGAUGAAGCAAAUUCCUACAAAAUCGACUCCAACGGCCGGCCCGUCUACUGCAGAUGCACUCCCUUUGGCCCGCUGAGGAAAGUGAUGAACAUCCCGCAAAUUGUUGAUUUUGGGUCUUCAGUGAGGCUUGAGGAGGACGAUGACUGGGGAAUAUACCCCAGCCAGCUGGAUCACUAUCGCGCUCCAGAGGUUAUACUUGGAUGCGUCUGGAGGAUAAGUGCUGAUAUCUGGAACAUGGGUGUCAUGGUCUGGGAUCUUAUACAAGGACGAGAACUAUUCCGGCACAUUCACAACCAGGACGGUACCUACAAUGCCAGAGCGCAUAUCGCGGAAAUAAUAGGCUUACUCGGACCCCCUCCGCGAGAAAGAAUCGCCAGGUACAACUCGAUGAUCGAAUUCAAGUGGCCGCAGUAG